AUGCCACGCGUGCAGCCGUUGGCGAAUGCAUCCAACUUUUUCUUUGCACCGGUGGCGACGUUUGCGCGUCCAUCGCCGCAGUCGCGGAACGACAGGACCCACCGGUUUUCAGACGCCCGCAUCUUUUGUGGAUUUGCCUACCUUGCGAUCACACUCGCGUUGAGCGCGCGCUUUGUAGUCACGUUGGGCGAGUACACCACCAACGACUUUUACUGGGCAAACUUCAACACGACAGGGAUGCAGUCGUUCUUGGCCGACCUGUGCAACGCAAAGCUUCCGCUCGUGUACGUCCCCACUUUGAUCGACUUCAACCGCAGCAUGGCCAUUCCAAAAGACUAUUCCGGCGCCAACACUCGAGUUGUCGUGAGCCCUGCUCGGGCCCGGUCGUUCCUCCUUCAGAGCAUUCCCCUCGACCAAAUCAUCCCGGCCCUCCAAGCCACGCCGUUUGCCAUCAACUUGCUAUAUCCCGUUCCGCACUGCUGGGUGGACUUCAACCGGUCGUUCGAGAUGGCGCACACGGCAAAACGACAGCGGCGGUGUGAAUUGAACGACCGCGAUAACGCCGCCGUGUACCUCGAGUCGAUUUUGCGCAACGCAAAAUUUACCGACGUAGUCCAGUCGGCGACCUUUCUCGACUUGAACUUUACGGUCUUCGACGCGUUGUACAAGACGGACGCAGGCCACACAUGGAUGAAGUACUUGACGACGCACCAAGUGGCGUCCGUCGCGACCGAGGCGGCCACCUGGACGAGCGCUGGAUUGACGAGAUGGGUCACUCAAAUGUCCAACGCGUUUCAACAAGGGCUUGUCGAAACCAUCACAGUCGUCAACGCGCUCGGCAUUGCGUCGACCAUUACGAUUGGCAAUGUACCUUACCGAGCCCGAGGGGGAGCGUAUUGGACCACGUUGAAGGCGUCGUUUGGCAUUUGGAACGACUUGUCCAUCUGCAACAUGUUCAUCGGGUGUAGUCUCGUGCGCGGGGCGUCCAACCACUUUGAAGCUCUCGGAAUCGACUGGGACAACGACAUUGUGAUCGGUGGGAUGACAUCGCCUGUCAUCGAACUCACACGUCGCUACAUUGGGCCGUACGGGUCGUUGGACUUGCGUUUUGUGCCGGUUCCAACUGUGCUCUUGGACCAAGUCGCCGAGUUCCAGCGUGCGUAUUACGACCGUCUUCAACAAAAUGCCAUGGCGAUGGCGAGCUAUCGCAGCUUUUCUCUCGCGCAAGUGGAUCCGAUUCCACCACUGUGGCACGACAUGGAGUUUUAUGGUGGAAACCCCAUGUGCACAAAAGUCCAACCCGAGCCAUACGUGCGGGAAACGUUUGGCUUUUACGAGAGCUGCGACAGUUCAGCCACGUACAGUGUUGUUCUUGGGCGGGACAGCUCUGUAUUUGCGCUUCAAGCCAUGGCAUUUCCCUCGAACGCUGUUCGACGCAUUUGUGCCACGUGCCGCACGACGCAGGUCGGUUGCGGGGCGGCGUUGGACGGGGCGGACACCAUUCUGUCCAACCUUGGAGGGUCCAUCGGGAACCCCGACGUGCCAUCCGCCAUCGACCACUUGACCAAAAUGAACAUCACGAUGAUUCAGUUCGCCUCGCACAAUCAGAAUAAAGUGCUCUUAACUCAAAGCAUGUUGGACGGAGCCGAGUUGUGGGACUUUUUCGGUUGGGUAAGUAUGUACGAUUGGGUUCAAGGCACUCGCGAGGUAUACACAUUCGAAGGCGACGAAGCCAGUGUCACGCUCGUGUCGCCGUACUCGGCAAGUGCUGAGAUGACAGCCAACUCCCUUGAAGUCCCCAAGAGCGCGUGCAAGUACAUGUGGUACCUUGCAGCCUAUGUGACGUUUGUCUUGACCAGUGUUGGUGCCCUCAUGGUCCUGUUCGGGACCUUGAUUCGAUUUCGGACCGACCCUCAUCAAUCGUUUCAGUUCAACCGUGUCGUUGGGUCCGUGUGGAUCGGCCGUCCAUUGCUGCUGCUGCGAGGCAUGACCGCGGCUACGGUACUCUCGACGUCGACGGAGCAAUUGAUUACGAUUCAAGGCUUUUCGCAAAUCACGUACGGUCAACGAUCGAUCUGGGACGUCUUGGUGCUAGCCAACGAAGCCUUGUGGAUCAACUAUGUGUUUGUCGAUAUCUGCUUACCCCUGACACAAGGAAUGCCAAAAUCGUAUCCGCCGCUGAGCAGCAUGUUGGCAUGGUCAGUCAUCGUUGCUCUUGAGUGUUCGUCUCCGUACGAAUCACGAGCCGUACUGCAGCACAACUGUGUCAUGCAGCGGGCAGGACGAGAAAUACAAUGCCAAAGUGGAACGUUGGCCAUCGGCAGCUUGCAUCGAGUUGUCUUGAUUUGCGUCGUGAGCGCCAUCGCAGUCGUCGUCGCGAUUGUUGGGUCGAAACUCGCAUCAAGCUUGCUUGGCCUACAGAGACACGACGACCCAUCCAAUUCUGUCCACAUGAUGGUCCCUGGAGCAUCACAAGGCCAUUUGUUCACGGCCGACAACAAUCAGUGCUUGGACAGCGUAGCAUGCAUCAUGUCGGGCAUGAUUCCACUCGCGACCAAGCUGUUUGAUGUCAAAUUGUGGGGAGUCAUGCUCGCCAGUGUUCCGACACCGCAUGGGUUCUCGUUCCCAACUCCAACUUUUCACCGGUAUCCACCGUCGCCCCAUCUGCCGCCACGAAAAAAACCCAGUCGUCGUACUGCUCUGUUGGGCUUGGUCUACUUGGCUUCAACUGUCGCCGGAAGCUACGUGUACCUCCUCUUGACCGAGUCCACCAUGUCCAACGAUAUGUGGUGGGCAACGUUCAACAACACUGGCGCACAGCUGUACCUUUCAUCGUGGUUCACGUCGCAGCUGGCCACCACCAAAGCUUUGCCCCCCAUCGCGCUCACCUUGCCAAACUACACGAGCACACAGCGAUACAACCUGACAACAGCCACAACGACCGUUCCCAGACUGUACGCCACUGCGAUCCAAGACGAAGUGAACACCCUUGGCAACGUUGUUCGUGGCCUUCGUACAAUGAACAGCUGCGACUUUCCGUGGAUUUUUGUAGCGCAUUGCUACGUCGAUUUUGGUCGUACGUGGGAGUUGGCACCGACUCGAACCAGGCAGCAACGUUGUCGCGCUGAAGUCGGGAAUGGGGCAGUGUUUCUGGAAACGUUCUUGCGAAAUGGAGACUGGCGUGAGCUGUCUCGGUGUUGGGGCGAUGCACUCAACGUUGGUGUCUUCGACGAGCUGCGCACGAGCACGAGUGGGCGCGACUGGAUAUCCACGGCCCUCGUUGACAGGAGGGAUGGUCCGGUCGCUGACGAAGUCAAAUAUUGGCAAUCUUACGGGGUGUCGUACUUUUCAACGCAGUGGCAAAAUUUCAAAAUCUUGGGGGUCGUCGAAUCGUUUUUGGUCCGAAACGCGUUGGGCCUGACCAACAUGUUCACACUCAAGCAGUUGAACGCGACCAUGCAAGUCGACAGCGAAACAAGCAACAAAAUGCACUGGGCGUUGGCCCACACGUUCAACGCUAUAUGCACCAACGAAUCGAGCAUCGGCUGGCGUUCCCUCGUCCGCAGCUCACACAAUUUUGCGUUUCAAAACCAAACUCCAGAAGUGCUUUUACCUGAAUUCCAAGCGCUUUACAUUCCACUUGGACCAGCUCUCAGCGCCGUGCGAGGCAUGCUGGGGCCUUUUGGAUCGAUCGACAUGAUUCGGGUGGCGUGUCCGACAUCGCUUCGACUACUCUAUCGAAACUUGACGGAAGAGGUGGCGCUGUUCUGGCGCUCGAAUGCCACGGCUUUAGAAAACGCCACGGUGCUGUUCAAGACUCAAAACUUUGCCCCGCAAAUGAAGGCAUGGAGUUCGAGACAACUUAUUGGUGGCAACAUCAUGUGCGAGUACGACCCUCGAAACUUGAACACGGGGAGCGACGUGAACGAGUUCUUCACGAUCCUUGGCCGUUGCAACUCGAAUCUCUUGGGCACUAUAAACCCGUCAGGAACCAAUAUGGUCAUGUCAGCUAUCGCAACAGGGUUGAACUCGACUUCCAAUGUCAAAGCAAUUUGUGACUGCGAGAAACGAUUUCGAGACAGCUGCAAGCUGUCGCUGACAGUGCUGAGUCGAUUCACUCCGCCUAUUGCGUCGAUCAAGAGUCUUGUUCGCGCCGCCAUUGAAGAUGUCCGGGACACGUUGGGAAUCGCACUCUUCCAAUUUGCUCGACAAAUGGUAAACCCGAUGGCCGUUGACGUUGCCCCAGCCAUGCUGUUUGAUCCCAACGAGCCCGAGUUCGAAUUCUUUGCUUGGCUGUACCUCUUUGAUUGGGUUGAGCAAGUACGAGAAGUGGUGACGUUUGUUGGGGAGCAUGGUCGUUUGACAACCAUGUCUGGAAUGGUACUCCCUAUUGUGGAGACGGUGAAUGGCAUGGAAAUACCAACGUCCGUGUCGUUUUAUGUGCGAUGCGCCAUCCAGUACGUCACGUUUGUCCUCCUCUUGGUGGGUUGCUGCCUCAUGUGCUACUUCAUUGCGGUCCGUGGUUACGUCGAAGGUUGGAAUAUGGUGAAAGUCAAUCGUGUUGCUGGAUUGGUGUGGGUCGGCCGCCCGCUCAUUCUUCUUCGAGGUGUCGUGGCCGUGACUCUGCUGUCAACCCCCAGUCUUGUGCUCGUUCAAUCUCCAAGUGGAAUCGUGUCGUACUUUGUAUCGCCACGUCGGUACUGGCUGACAACGUUCAUGACGUCGGGCGAAGCUUGCUGGCUCGUGUAUAUCCUCAACGACCUUUGCUCCCCCUUGACGCUUCACUAUACCGCCUAUGCAUCCAAGAGCAGCAACAUGGUCUGGUUUGUCACUUUCGUCGUCAGCAUGUUGUGGCCCGUGCAACAUGAGGUUUCCGUGGAGAGGGUGUGCAGUGUGGAAGCGGUGGACUUCCAAGUUGUGUGCAAAGCUGGCACAGUGUAUUUUGGGAACGUAUCGCGUUGCCUCCAGUUGGUUGGUAUCUCUUCUGUGUCGUGCAUUCUCUGCUACUACCUUGAGCGUCGAUGUUCCGUCGGCAGAAACGACCUCCAGUCACCAAAAUGCAUCUCGCCCUUUCUUCAUGCGGUGGCGACCCACAGUCUGCAUUUUGCCAACUGGCAGUACAACGGCGUCACCUACAUGGACAAGGCCACAGCCGCCAUGAUGGGCAUCCUCAGCAUCGAGCUUCACCGGACGCUGUACUUGUUCGACAUAAAGUCGUGGAGGUUGUACACAAUCGACCCGUGCGGCACUCGCGACUCAUCAAUGGACCCGUUCUUGCUACAAGCCGUCCCGUUGAUGGAGUGA
Aphanomyces invadans is the source of this 5304-nucleotide messenger RNA. RefSeq lists its product as hypothetical. The transcript has a single exon. Lineage: Eukaryota; Oomycota; Saprolegniomycetes; Saprolegniales; Verrucalvaceae. Bases 1 to 5304 code for a protein of 1767 amino acids. The record is from RefSeq and is a predicted model, not a curated record.